This is a messenger RNA of Cuculus canorus (common cuckoo), 10880 nucleotides long. RefSeq names its product cilia and flagella associated protein 47 (gene CFAP47). Gene Ontology annotation, molecular function: protein binding. Lineage: Eukaryota; Metazoa; Chordata; Aves; Cuculiformes; Cuculidae. The record is from RefSeq and is a predicted model, not a curated record. Bases 1 to 9561 code for a protein of 3186 amino acids. The transcript has 64 exons.
AUGAACCAAACUGACCGUGUCUCCUCUUCCGAUUGGCGGGUUUGCAAGCGCCGCUCUCUCGCGCCCAAUCAUCGCGCAGCGUCCGUUGCUGAGCGACCGUCCUGCUGCGCGGCCUCGGCCAUGGCCGGUGGGUGCCGGGACGCGGCCGGUGUGCGCAUCGCCCCCGCCGAGCUGCGCUUCGAGGGCGCGGUGCCGGGCGGCCGCUACCGCGCCGCGCUCAGCGUGCAGAACCGGCGGCGGGAGAGCUGUCGCCUCCAGCUGCUGCCGCCCCGCCGGCCCCAGUUUAAAUUGAUUGUGGAAAAUCCAGGAAAACCUGUUGCACCUGGGCUUCAAGUUACAGCUUUUGUGGAAUAUUAUCCAGACAGUGCAGAAGAUGUUGAAGAUAGAAUGCUUCUUUUAGUAGAAGAUGACGCAAUUGAUAUCCCACUGCUUGGAUUAAUUCAAUCCUGUCACCUGGAAGUUGAGUCAGAGAUUAAUUUUGGUGCAGUGAUUGCGAACAGUAAAAUAAUUAGUAAAAAGUUUAGUAUUGUGAACCAUGGAUUGUCUUCAGGUACAUUUGAAAUAUCAUAUGAUGGGGUUGUCCUGCUUAACAUAGAACCCACCAGUGGAGUGGUAGAACCGAAAUCUGUAAAGAGGGUUAAAGUGGAUAUCUGCACAGAUGUACCCAGAAUCAUCAAAGAAGUGAUUAAAGUGGAGCUGGAAGACCAAGGGUGCACUCAAGUGUGGGUCAAAGCUGCUGUGGUUGAACAAGUUCUUAAAGUUCUAGGAGUGUCUUGUGGAAAUAUGUUGGAAUGCAUUAACUUUGGACCUGUUUACUUUGGGUGUUCAAAGACUGAACAAAUAUCUUUAUACAAUGAAAGUCCGGAGAGUGUGAGCUGGGUAGCAGUACUGGAAGAUAAUGCCAUUGGAGGAGAGAUGGGGACAGAUCUUCAGAGGAGUGCAGAUGCUGCUUUACAAGACUUAAGCCUCAAAAAUAGUACAAGACAUGUAGAUGUUUCCACCUUGAUCUUGUGCAUUCCCAAUCAAGGAACUUUGCUACCUUAUGAGAAAUCUUUGGUUACAUUGUGCUUUAGUCCAAAAAAAUUUGAAAGGGACUCUGGAGUGAAUGACUCAUCACUGAAACAAGAUUAUGUACUGUUUCUGAGAUUUGAAGCUGCCGGGAAUAAUGCUGGCUAUCUGCAGGCAUUCAGUGAUGGUGCCACGGCAAUCACAAUGAAUCAUCCUCAUGACAUGGAGUUGGCUUUGACAGGUUCUGGGAUUCCUGUCAUGUUAACUUUUAAUCCAGGACCAGUUAUUAACUUUAUAAACUGUUUCCCGGGUGAACAAACACAAGUUCGAUGCACACUCAAAAAUGAGUCUGAGUCCCUUCCAGUAACAUUCAGCUUCCGCAAGACUGCUCACUUUAAUAUUUCUCCUGAAAAAGGAAAAAUUACAGAAAAAUCUGCAAAGGAUGUGAUAUUUACAUUUUCUCCACAUCAAAUAGGAACAUUUAAAGUGAAGCAAGUUGUUGAUAUCAUUGGUACAGUACUAGAAAAAAAAAGUUUACGAAUUUUGAAGACAAAAUCCAUUCAGCAAAUAUAUUUGAGCUUUAUUGGUGUGUGCAAAUCUAAGCGAAAAAACAUUAUAUUCAAAAUUAAUCCUGGUAUAACACCAAUGAUUUCCAAUGAAACUGGACAGUUUGUAGCUGAUGGCACUGGACAGUGCACUGAUACAGCACCUGUGGCAAUACUUAAAUCAACCCAAACAAAAAUUCAUACUCACCAGAUAAACAGGAGUUGUAAGAGUAAUGCACUUACAGCUUUUCCUAAUGACCGUGCAGCCAGCAUUAGGCCUGGUGAAUGGAAUAAAACAUACAGGACUAUUUUCACAAAGACUGACAGAUACAAUUAUAUAGAUCCGGAGUUUACUUAUACUGACAGUGAACGACUGUCAAAAGAAGCACAUAAAGAAUACUACACAGACUUCAUCUCUAGUUUAAGAUGGCAUCGUUUGCAGAGAGGUGCCUCUAGGCAGUUUAAUAUUUAUAACAAUUCUGUGAGCAUAGGCCUUAAACCAGCUGAAGGGCUCAUGUCACCAAAGAUCUCAGUCACAGAUUUUCACAAGGAGAAGGUGGAGUUUGAAAUGCUUCCUUCAGAUGAGAAUUGCCUGUUAACUAGUCGGAAAUUGGCAGCAAUGGGUUCUAAAUCUUCAAUCAAAGAAAUUUGGAAUGGGCUUAAUGCUGUGCCAUCUUCUACUCAAGAGAAGGAAGAUUGUAGUCUAACUUUGACAUCCAAGCAGCUUCAUCAAGUACUCAUUGGUCCCUCUACUAUGGAUUUUGGUGAUGUUUGUUUGAAUUCUACAACAGCCAGAAAACUGCACAUCAUCAAUAACUUGUUAGUUCACAUAUGGAUACAAAUUGAGAUGGAAAUUGAUGAAUUACAGCAGACAAGUCCAUUGUCUCAGGUGGUGCCUCCUCUUACAAAGACUCAUAUUCCAGUUGUGUUUGAGCCAAACACUCUUGGAAUGUUUAAAAGGUCUUUCACUUACACAAUAAACAACCAACACUCUGGGCAUGUGCUGGUUGUUGCAAAAGCAGUGUCUGUUGAACUUCAGCUGUCUGCAGAGGAAGUGAUUUUAAAUCCUAUUCGUGGCUACCUAGCAGGGACAGAAUUUAGAACAACUGUCAGUAUAUGCAACCCCAGAAACCAUCCUGCUGAGUUUACUUGGAAGCCUAUAGCUACAGAUAGAGGAACUGUAUUUUCUAUAGAGCCGGUCAAAGGCUUUGUGGAGGCCUAUAGUGAUCUGGAGUGUGAAGUUAUUUGGCAACCAGGGUUCAGCUCUCCAGAGGCAGGAGAAUUCAACUUGUGUGUGCGUAAAGGAAACACAGUUAAGUUGAAAUGUUUUGUGAAGCUUGGUACUACUAAAGUUCAGUUUAUGGAACAAAAGAUACCGUUUCAUCAUAGUCCAUUGGGUUUAUCUACUUGUAACACAGCUAUUCUUCAAAACACAGGAUACAAUCAUGCGUACUACCAAGUUCUUGAUACAAGCCCACUGCCUGGAAUGACAAUUACCCCUUCUGAAGGCGUGGUACCUGUGGGAGGCCAUGCUGAUCUCCAAAUCUCUUUCACUCCAAAUGCAAAAAUGAGUUUUAGUACAAGAGUGGAGGUAGCAGUACGAAAUUCAAGAGUACUAGUGCUUAGGAUUGACGGAUUUGUAGAGAUCCCUGAAAUAAACAUUGAUGUGGAAGUAUUUGACUUUGAAGGCGUUUAUGUUGGUUCUAUGAAAUCAAUUCCCUUUUUGCUGCAGAACAACGGACAAGCAUGUACCAGAGUGGAGUUUGAUUUUUCUAAGCAUAAGGAUUUUAAAUUGAACACUAAUGACCAUUCAGUGGUCAAUUGCUGUUCUUCAAAUCCUUAUUUGUAUUCUGUCAACUUAAAGGGAAAGUCAGCUUUGCAAUGCUUGUUGUCCUUCGUGCCAAAGAAGGUGGCAGCAUAUGAUUUCACUCUUCCAGUGAAUACUCCUCGGACUAACUUCCCAUUGACACAGCCAAGCUCUCCAUCUGCAACUUCUGUUGGAUCUGUAAAGCACAUCCUUGCUCCUCAGCCACAGAUGGUGGCUGUGGCUGUUCCACUCUGUAGAGUUAAAGCAGUUGGACUUAACUCACCCUUGGAGUUCUCCUCGAUGGAACUUAAAUUUUUACAACAUUCUAGUGCCAUACGUUUCAAUAUUGUUGAUGAAAGCCUGAAUUCUCAGAAGCUUGAACUGAAGAAUAUCACAGGACAGCAGUUGACAUGGAAAUUGAAUUGUGACGAUGCAGGUGAAAAUACAGAUGACAGAAUUUUCAAAUUUAGUCCACAGAGUGGAUUUCUUGAUCCAGGACAAAAAAUCAGUAUUGCUGUAUUCUUCUGCCCCUCUUGUCCCGGGACAUACACAUCUGAACUGUCAGUGUCUCUAAAUGGUAAUCCCUCACAUUACAAAAUAGCAUUGUCUGGCAUUUUGAAGUCACCAAAAAUAAAAUUUGAUCCCCCAUUUUUGAUGCUGAUACCAGUUCCUCUGGAUGUGACAAGUGAAAGAGCCAUCAAUAUCAUUCCACAAGAUUAUUUAAGGCAAUCACAAAUUCAAGUUGAGAUUCCAGAGCUUGAACUUGAAGAUGGUGACAGGAUUUACCCUUUUUCUGUACAGUUCCCAAAAGAACAAGAUGUUUUUCUUUUAUCAGAUGGCACAAAUAAAGAACUGACUUGUCAUGUCAGCUUCAGAUCAUCUAGACCAAUGUCAUUUUUGGGGAAUAUUUUCUUCAUUGAUGAAGAAGAAAACAGGUUUUCACUUCAAGUUGCUGCAACAGCAGAAAAUUGCCUUCUUACUUUAUACCCGUAUUUGGCAUUGCACCGCUCCGAUCAACAAGUUAUCUUGAGAAGCAGGUCAGAUUCUAAUUUUGAAACUGAGAGUGAUGAAAUGAUAAGUGAAAACAGUGAAACUGGCAGCCAAAGUGAUGGGAGAGAAAAUAACUCUGAAUUAUCUUUCUUUCCUGAUGAGGAUAAAAAGGAGUACAUCUUCUUUCAGAAGACUCUAACUGCCAUUAAGAAUUGGUUCACUCUCUUUGGUUGGUCUACGGGACAAAAUCCUAUCUCAAUACCACAUUCACUAAGACGUGAUGUGUGUAAAGUCCAGAUGACCUCUUCACAAGAAAAAGGUUUAAAAAAAAUCCUCUACAAAAAUACUACGUCUAUUUAUGACAUGAUAGUCUAUCUGAGUGGACAGUGGUUACCAGGCAUUACAUUGAGCCAGUCAUUGCCUCUUGAUCCAGUUGAACGAGUGUUACAGCUCUACUGUCAGCAUUCUACAAUGCUUGCUUUCCUUACAAGCCAAGGAGCCUGUCUCUCUCAUGUUAUGCCAGAAUUUCUGUUUGAACCUGAUGAAUAUAAGAAAUGGAUUGAAGUGCGAACUGUACAAAAGAGUCACUCGGCUGAGUUGGAAAAAGGAAAUGUGAAAAACUCGGACAUACUUAGCAACAGUCAUCUAUUUGUUCUGGAGGACAGUGCAUUUGAGACAAUGAGUAAACGAGCUUGGACAGACGUGCUACUGCAGGUGUACAAGGUGUUUGUUCUUCCACGGGUUCCUUCACGUAAUAUUGCUGAUCAGUUCAGCUUGGAAAGUGUGCAGCACAUACCAAGAAUAAGAUCAGAACCUUUAUCCAGUAAUAUAUAUUCUCCAUAUGAACGAGCCAUCCUCACCUGGUUGAAUAAACAUUAUGAGGAGAAUCGAAAAACUGUGUGGAAAAAUUGUCAAAAAGGUGGAGUACCGCCAAUGAGAUGGAUAGUAAAUUUUGACCGAGAUCUUCUAGAUGGUCUGGUAUUGGCAGCACAGCUGGCAGCUUAUUGUCCAUAUUUGAUUGCUACUCACUUUGUAAGGAUGUAUACCAAUCCAAGAACUCCAGCACAGUUUCUGCACAACUGUUUGAUACUUGUGAAUGCUAUGCAUGCUGUCAGUCUGGCCACAGGCAUAAAGGCUACUGACAUCUGUGAUCCAAACCCAGUCAUGCUGCUUAUUCUGUGUGUCUACCUAUAUGAAACUCUCCCUCACUACUUACCCAAGAACACUAUAGAAUUUACAGGUGCUCUUCAUGCAACUGUUGUUAAACAGGUACUUCUGAAAAACCCAAGCAGUAAAACUUUGACAUACAGCACUAUUCUUGUUGGAAGAGAUGCUGAUGAUUUCUUGGUACCUAAAGGAAACACUGUCACCAUUGCCCCUAGGAGGCAAACAAGUAUAAAUGUGGAAUUCACUAGUCGUUUUCUGCGCCCUGCUGAAGCAGUGUUGCUACUGAUCGCGAAGAAAGUGGGUGGAAUAGAUGGUGCCACACUGGCUUUUUCUCUGAAAUCUGAAGUCAAGCAUAUUAAGCCUGCUCAUAUAUUAAAAUGCAAAUCCCCAUGUUAUGAGCUGAAGAAAGUUAUCCUAAAUGUUACUAAUCCCUUCAGAACUGAUGGCAUGUUCAGGGUCAUUUUGCUGGAAUCCACAAGUUAUUCAAUGCAUCCAGAGAAAGUAUAUCAAGCCAAACAAGUAAAGCAAGAGCAAACUUUUAGUUCUGAAAAUAAAAUAUUAAAUUUAAAAAAAGAUGCACUACCUGAAGAUACAACUGAAGAGAACUACUUAAAUUGCUCUGACCAAUCCAGUCUCCUGCAUGAGUUCUUCUGUCCAAUUGAAGAACUAUUCUUGGAAAGGAAAAGCUCUGCAGGCUUAGAUAUUCACUUCCUUCCCUUUUAUAUGGAAAAAAGAUACUGCACUGUCAUUCUGGUUAAUGAACUGAUUGGAGAAUUCAUAUACCUGAUAGAGGGAACAGGUGAUAUCCCUUUGCCUUCAGCAUUGCUUCCAAUGGACAGUCCAAAUAUUUUGCAUUUCAGCAGUACGUUAGAAGGUGCAAGUGCAGGAGAACCAGUUUUAUAUUUGAAAUGUAGUCUUACUCAGAUCCUUGAAGAAAAUCUGAGGAUUCCGUUGAUCAAUGAGUCAAGAGAAAAGGCUCUGGCCAUUGCUGCACAACAGCAGAUGUCAACUACUGAAUACAAAAGAAGAAAGGUCACAGGGACUCUGCAGAGCAGUAGCGUUCGAGUUGCAACUGCAUUGCUAGGGCUCUCUAGAAUAGAGAGACAUGCACUCCUGAAACCUCAUAAAUUCCUCCCAGAGUUGAAGUAUGUGGAAUACAGUGUAGAAGUGAGCAUGCAAGACUUCUUUGAGGUUCCUGAGAAGUUCUCCAUUCCAGUAUUGGCAUCAAGCAGAGUUAAUUUCAAAGUUCCAUCAGCAAGAGACCUUUCGUCUCAAAAACCAGAUAAAAGUGAUGCAGUGGAGCUUCCUAUAAAAUUCAUUCCUCGGUGUGCUGGUUGCUACCGCUGUCAGAUUCUUCUGAAGUCUUCCUGUGAUGUUCGUGUCUAUGAGAUUGAAUGUGUAGUUAACACUGACCAUGCUGAAGCAGAGCUUGAAUUUGUAACUCCAGCUUACCAAGCAGUGAUUCAGGAUAUACCAAUUAGUAACAUGUCAAACCAGGACUGGAAACUUGAAGCAAUUUUAGAAGGAGAGGAUUUUUAUGGCCCUUCUCUAAUAAAUGUGGGUCUAGGUGAAACAGCUUUGUAUCCUCUCACAUUCAAGCCUGUUACUGAGUGCAUAACAAUGGGAAGGCUUAUUCUGCGAAAUGGUACAGCUGGUACUGAAAAUAUCUUUAGACUUAAGGGAGUAGGGAAGAAACCUCUGGCACAGGAUCAUAUUGUGAUAGAUUGCCAAGUGAGAAAGGUCACUCAAAAAAUUUUAUUGGUGCCCAAUUAUACCAAGAAAAUGUUAACAUACAAGGUAUUUUCAGAUCUUUCAAUGGUGGGUGGCACACCUGUUAUUACUGUAGAACCAGGUGACACAGUUCCUUACACUCUGAGUGUAUCUCCAUGGAGACGAGGAAUCUUUCAAGGUAUAAUUUCAUUUGUUGCUGAAGUUGAAGACCAACAGCAGUCUCAACAUAACAGUUCACCAGAGAACACAGAUGGUGAACAAGCCCUUCAGAAACUAACAACAGAGACACCGCAAACUGUUGUUGCAGCAAACGUGGGAAGAAGUUCUUCAAAUUGCAAAGUCUGGUUUUCCUUAAAGAUUAACAGCAUACCUGCAGCACCAGAAAGAAGGAUAGAUGUGAAAUGCAGAGCUCUGGACACUAUUGGAAUUCCUAUUCCCAUCACUAAUCCCACAGAUAAAAUUCUUCAGCUGAGUGUGGUGUUGGAGAAUCAGUCACUUAGUGGACAGAAAGCUAUUGUUCUUAGUCCCAAACAAACACUUACAUAUCAAAUAGAGUUUUCGCCAGCUGUUGUUGGCAGUUCAGAUGAAAGUGUCCUAUUCCUGUCAGAUGUGAUUGGAGAGUUUUGGUAUGCACUGAAGUUGACUGUAGAGAAGCCAUUACCAACUAAUCUACCUGAAAUAGAAUGUGAGCUUGGAAAAUGGGCUCAUCUGUACAUACCUCUCUGUAAUCCUACACAUGAAACUCUGGAGCUAGAAAUUAUUAACAGCAAUCCUAGCAAUUUUUCAACUGACGCUGAUCCAAAACACCCCCUGAUUGUCGCUCCUCAUUCCACCACUGAAGUACCCGUGCAAUUCUAUCCAUCUGCCCUUGGAAGAGGCAGUCACAAGGCAUCAAUAGCCUUCAGAUGUUCACAGCUUAAAGAGUGGAUGUUUUAUCUUUCGGGGAUUGGUCUUCCCCCUGAGCUGAUGAAACCAACCAGCAUAAGCGCAUGCAUUGGCCAGGGUUCUUCUGCCAUCAUAUCCUUCAAAAAUCCGACUCUUGAAAACGUGUUGGUAGAUGUCAUGCUGACAGAUCAGGAGCAGUUAGGUUGUCAUCCCAGUGCAUCUGUCCUAUUCAAAUCUACCAGUAAGGAAUCUGCUUUCCAUAUUCUGCUUAAACAACCACGAGGAAAACUAUUAGCUCCGAAAGAAGAGCUGGACAUCACGGUAUUAUUCAUGCCAGAUACAAUGAAAAUGUAUGAGAUUCUGGUGGUAAUUCAUGUAAUGAGGGAAAAUGGUGAAAACUGGCCGUAUGAGGAUUCUGCUGAGUUAAAUAAAGACUUAAGGAGAAGGGUUACUGUAGCAGAGAAUGGAGGAAUUCAGGGAAUACUCUGGAUCUACCCAGUACACGGAAUACCUGAAGCACCACGGCAAAAAUUAGUUCCAGAUGUCAUACGCUGUCAAGCCAGGCAAAGAGUAGAAAGAAGAGUAGAAGUGCUGCUGCCUGGUGUGGUUCCUGCUACAAAUGCUACACCUGUCACAAGAAAUUCUGCCGUGGUCAAUACAAAUAAGCCAGCCAAUAUCCAAGAAAUUGUUCAAGUCACUGAUGGUUUCUCUACAACAAGGGAAUUUCUCUAUGAAUUGCAAUAUCAAUCAAAUGAAAUUAAAUCUCAGCUUGAAGCUUUGAUUGGUAUGCAUCUGAUUGAAAGAGAAUGGGAUACAGAAUCCAGAAUCGUAACCCUGAUCUUUAAUGUAGUGUUUACACCUAACAAACCGAUGAGGAACGAAGCAACUCUCAUAGUACAGUGCACUACAGGAGGUAUUUGGAAGUUUCCAAUGCUGUUCAUUGCUACAGAGCCAGAAGUGGAUGAUGUCAUCAACAUUGAAGCAGUUGGCCUGAAUAAGGAAUCUGUAGUUGGCUUUAAGCUUACAAGUCAGACAAGGAACCCAGAGCCAUUCACUGCUCACUUCCUGGCGGGCAGCGAUCCUGAGUUCCUUGUGCUGCCGCAAGCUGGAGUACUUCUUCCAGCAGGCACUAUGGGAACCCAUAUAACAGUGGGAUUCAAGCCAAGGAUGUACGGCAAGAAGCAUACUGCAACACUUGUAAUUGAGACACAAUCAAUGCAGUGGAUGUAUGAAAUAAAUGGACUGCCUCCACAGACCGUGCCACCUACAAGCCCGGCAAAAGUCGUUUCUACUAGCAGUUACGUAAGAUCAGCUACAGUACGACAGCGCAAUUUUUUACGUGAAAAUUUGCAACUUACCACCACUGGACCAUCCUCACCAGUCAAGGGGGCACCUUUGGUCCUGAGAACAAAAUCGAGAAAGUUCUGAUCAGUUAUCUUUCUGAUGGGGCAGGAUGUGAAAUGGACACCUUUGACAAAUAAAUUCUGCAGAUAAAACGAGCAUAUAGGUAUUGAUUAUCUUUUUAAAAAAGAUAUGACAUGCAUUGAUUGUAUGCUUUAUAUGGAAGGUUCAGAGUGUCUGAGCUCUCAUAAUACUUUUAUUUUUUUAUGAGGAGUUUUAGUUGCUUACCUAACAGUUCAUGUGUAUCAUAUAGGUAUCAGCAAGUUCAAAUGAGAAAAAAGUUUGAAUUGAAAAAAUUGAGUUGAAAUCUGAGGAAUUCAAACUAGUGCUUUGCUAUCGAAGGGAUAUUAGAUUGAUGAGACUUUUUUAGGAAGCCUUAAGGCACAUUAUGUAUGAUGUUCAAAAUAUUACAUCCAUGCAAACCAAGCAUCUUUUUCAUGAUAAAAUACUUCUUCAAAGUUUGCAGUAUUUUGUUAAUGUGAAACAUGUUUACGUGUGAUAUGUCCAGAGCUUGAAUGCCCUUCAGGUUCUCCUACUUUGGCAAAUUUAAUUAAUUAUAACAUCUUUGCUUUGGCUAAAAUAAGAAUCCUGAUUUAUUCAUCCCAUAACACUUCAAAAUCUUAGAUAAUUACAUAUAAUACAGAAUGAAAAAAAAAAUGUCCUCCCUCACUAUUUUUGUAUUAAGUAAAUUUUAGAGAGUGCUUUAGAAUAUUGAAAUAUAGAAGACUCUCAAAAGUCAAGGAGGAAUGGAGCCAGAUAUUUCUUUUAUUUUUUUCUAAAAUGAGCAAACAAAAGGUGCCAUUCAUAUUUUGCUUCUAUUUCGCUUCUUCUCAUCCAGAGUUGACUUUAGAUGGAUAUUCAGGCUUUCUUUGCUCUUGAUGUAAUUUGGGAAAUUGUAUCUAUGCAAACAUGCUCUGCAAGAUCAGUGGAUGGGUAACUGCUGCCUUCUUUCUUCAUUGAGAUAGCUUUUCCUGAUUUUACUAGUAGAAAGUAAAUUGUAUUUUGAUGGCAGAAUGUACUUUAACAAAAAAAAAAAAAAAACAAAAAAAAACCACUUGGCACAGAUAAAGUGCUUUCUUGGCACAAGAACAGAAUGAGCAUCAUUGGUCAAGAAUGGGGAGCCUAAGAACGACCUAUGUAGGUCAGUCUAAAUGAGCACCAAUAAAACCAUUUUACCUCAAUGAGCUUGAGGAUUUUGUUUAUGCCGCACAUUUUAGGGAUGCUAUUACAGAAAAUGUUGGGAACAUAUAAAACAUCAAUAGCACAGUUUAAUAGCUCCCCUUAAAUGCAGCAUGCCCCAUUUCGGUAGAAACCAGGUAAUCUGAAGCAAGAAUAAAAUCUGCUUU